Molecule: messenger RNA, 989 nt
Organism: Prunus dulcis (almond)
Lineage: Eukaryota; Viridiplantae; Streptophyta; Magnoliopsida; Rosales; Rosaceae
Product: nucleolar protein 58
Exons: 5
Coding region: 72-752 (226 amino acids)
Source: RefSeq, a predicted model, not a curated record
AAAAAGCCACAGCCACCUAAUUACAGUGAUUUAGGGUUGAGAGAGAGAGAGAGAGAGAGAGAGAGAGAGAGAUGGGAGGUAAAGGAAGGAGACGAAGAGAGAAGAACUACAAUGCAGCGCACGGAGGCUACACAAGGCUGCCGCCACCACCUGAUUAUUCCCAAGCCGACGCUUUGCCCUCUAAACUUCGCAAACUCCUCGCCUUCACUAAAUCUCAUGACCCGCAAGACUCUUCUUUCAAGGUCGUAAAAGCUGCUGAACGAAAAAAGAGGGAAAAUGGAGUUGAUGCUGCUGAACCAAAACCCACGGAUGAAGUGGACUUCGAGACUGGUUUUGAAGAUGAGGGUGAUGCUGAGAAUUUGGAACCUCAACAUACAGAUGAGAAGAGAAAGAAGAAAAGAAAGAGAAAGCAAGUGCAUGACCUUCGGUUUGAAACAGAAGCAUCGAAGCAAUCAGAAACUCGUCUAAAAAGAAAGGAGCGCAAGAAAAAGUACUUGGAAGCAAAGAAAAACAAAAAGAAAAAGGGCAAGAAAGAAGAGAAUGUAGACUUUCCUGGACGUGAGGAAAUCAAAUUUGGAGACGUAGUUCAAGCUCCUCCAAAGUUGGUUGUGCCUAAGGCAUUGAAGAAUGUACAAGAUGCUUCUAAGGAGAGGGUUCGAGUCAAGGCAAUCGAGGCAUAUAGGCAACGGAAAGGAUGGAAUGCAAGGCCAGGAAUUCAGCUUCCUCCUCCUGUGACCUCAACAGCAUUGUAAUUGGUGAAACCAUUAUGGAUACUUAUCUUUUUGCCUCUCUUUCUACUUGCCUGGUAGAUACAUGUCUUGAAGUUUGUGACUCUAUAUCAGGGGGUACUAUGCCUCUGCAAUUUUGUAAUUUAUGCAGCGAGUUCAUUUGCUACAGUCUAGGAAUUUGUAAGUGCUGGUUAAAUUUGUAAUGUAUGGAAAGAGGAUGGAGUAUUUUUGUUGUUGAUAUCUUUGAAGCUCUCUGUUGAA